Drosophila pseudoobscura is the source of this 909-nucleotide messenger RNA. RefSeq lists its product as uncharacterized. The record is from RefSeq and is a predicted model, not a curated record. Lineage: Eukaryota; Metazoa; Arthropoda; Insecta; Diptera; Drosophilidae. The coding region runs from base 158 to 700 and encodes 180 amino acids. The transcript has a single exon.
GAGCUUAGCUAUAAGCGGUAAAUUUCAAUUGACAGCCGUCAAUGAACAUGUAUUGUGCCUGCCAUUUUUUUACUGACUCAUUGAGCAGCCAUCUUUAAAAUUGAAAGCAUUCAUUUCUUGCGUUCUUGUGCCAAUUAUUACUCUUAAAAUAAGCGCGAUGAGCGACUCCAAACAAGAAUUAGGUGAAAUUUCUUCCUCUACAAAAGACGAGGCUACUCUGGCCUGUGAAAGCAAGAUGGUCAACGCUCAGAUGGGCGCUCUAACUGAGGACGCCACUCUUCCCUGCAAAAGCAAGAUGGUCAAUGCUCAGAUGGGUGCUCCAACUGGGGAUGUCACUCCGGCCUGCAACAGCGCCAUACACGCUGAGAAGAUCGCAUUCACCGACGACUUGGGGCUAGCUUCGUCUACCAAUGGUCAACCAAAGAACAACCAACGCGAGUUGGUAUUCCACGGCUGUUGCAAGAUGACGGACGAAGAGUUGUCUGAGCACUACAAAGUGGAUCAAAUGACUGACGAGGAGCUGGCUUCGGUAAACAUCGACCGCCAGGCGAUGAUUGACUCCUAUCGCGUCAUGCACGAGGUCUCAAUGCUGCGAGGAAAGCCUUCGCACACCUUGAAGAAGAAAACUGAAGAGCCCGAUUCAGUGAAGCCAAAGGAGAAACGCCAAAGCCAGAAGAGUAGCUUUUUGAACACUUUAUAAGUCUAUAUCAAUUCCCAAUGCUGAACACUCUGGUCCAGCUCCAGGCCACCGAUGACGAGUUUUUUGAAUCUUUUGUGGAGGUCUACAUGGACUGUGACUAUUAACUAUCCUAUUACAUAUUCUUCGAAACAUUAUACCUGAGCUACAAUCGCGGGCAAGCUCUCAACAGGGUGAACAAUAAAGGGUGCCAAUAAAUAGUUUGCUGCCGG